UGGCGGCGGCCGGGAAGCGCCGUGUGGCGAGUGAGAGGUGAAGCCGCUUCCGCCGCCGCGGCCCGUCCAGUAAUAAAAAUGGCGGAGUCGGUGCUGGAAGUUGUGGGCCGGCUGCAGGCUCGGCUCGCGGGCAGCGCGGAUCCCAAGAAGCUGCUGAAGAGUCUGAAGAAGCUGUCUGAGCUGCCCAUCACAGUUGACAUUCUUGUGGAGACAGGCGUUGGAAAGACAGUGAACAGCUUACGGAAGCAUGAGCUGGUGGGAGACUUUGCCAAGAACCUUGUUGCCAGGUGGAAGAAGCUGGUGCCGGUCUCCCAGGAGGCAGAUAGAAAUAAUCUAGAUUCUGAAGAUUGUGACUAUGAGAGGAGCAGCUCAAGGAAAAGACAAGCACCUUCUCCCCAGGAGGAUGAGGAACAUGACCAGGACUACUCAGAGCCUUUCCAGCCUUCCUGCAGCCAGCUCUACAGCCCAGAUCAUAGAGAAAAGAAAUCCAAAAGGUAUUUAGGGCCUGAGAAAUCUAAUGAGGCUUAUGGUUGUAGCAGCCAAGAGGAUAAGAGAUGGGACAGAUCUUCCCCAGUGCUCUCUUCAGAUCAGGAGUACUCGGACUAUGGACAAGCUGUGUCACCUGAGCCAAGUGAGAGCCCUCAGGAUACGUACACAGACCCUUAUGCCUCUGACGAGCAGGAAGAACCAACAGUGUUUCAUCAUAAAGCCAGUAAGGGCCAUGGCUUUCAGGAGAAGCUGGGGGAAAGCUGGGAGAGGAACCCUGGUGAUCUCCACGACAAAGGGAAUGCGAGUGGAAGCAAAGAGCACAAGUCUUCUCACAAGGAGAAGCAGCGAUCUGAUGGCCGAGGGGAGAACAAAACCUCUGCCUUCAGCCCUGACAAAUUGCACAAGACCUCUUUUAAAGAGCAUCUCCGAGAAAGCCCUGUGGUAGGGGGCAGCAAGGAAAAGCACAGGAUGUCAGAUGGCACUAAGAAGGAGAAAAACCGAGAAAAUAGCUCUUCCAGAAAAGAGAAGCUGCACGUGCAGCCACGCUUGGAAGAGUCUGUGGACAACCACACUAAGAAGCGAAAACAUCAGAACUCUGAAAAAAGCAAAGUGGGGAAGUCCAAGCCAAGCCUGGAGACUUCUAACACAGAGCGGGAGAAACACAAAGGUGAGAGUGACUCCUCAAAUAGGAUUAAGGAAAAGGGGACUUCUGGGAGCUUAAAAACAUCUGAGGGGAAGCACAAAGCCUCUGAGUUGGACAAAAAAUCUACUGACUUGUCCUCGAGUUUUGGGGACGGGGAAGUGGAGGAUGAGUUUGAACAACCUACUAUGUCUUUUGAGUCAUACCUCAGCUAUGACCAGCCCCAGAAAAAGAAAAAGAAAGUGGCCAAACCCUCUGCGUCAGCUGGGGAGAAAGAUCAAGGGCACAGCAAACAGAAUGGAUCCAAAGCCAGCACCAAGAGCUCCAGCUCGAGUCGCAAGAGCCCAAGCCACAAGCGGACAAAUGAGAAAAAAGCAGAGAAGAAACAAGCAGAGCCUCCUAAACCAAACAGGAUGCUGAUAGAUGUGGUGCCAACCUUACCAGACAUCCCACUGCCCCCAAUCCAGGCCAACUACCGCCCUCUUCCCUCCAUUGAGUCCAUUACCUGCUCCCAGACAAAAAGGAAAGCAGUGUCCUCACCAGUUGAAGAGAGCGAGGCAGGAUUUAUAGGUCGCCGGUUGAAUUCGAAGAUGCAAGUGUAUUCAGGCUCUAAAACUGCCUACCUCCCAAAGAUGAUGACUUUGCAUGAGCAGUGUAUCAGAGUCCUUAGUAACAACAUUGACUCAAUCUAUGAAGUGGGUGGUGUCCCUUUCUCAGUGCUGGAGCCAGUGUUGGAGAAAUGCACCCCAGAGCAGCUGUACCGCAUUGAGGAAUGUAAUCACGUCCUAAUUGAGGAAACAGAUCAACUAUGGCAUAAUCACUGUCUUAGAGACUUCAAGAAUGAGAAGCCAGAAGAAUUUGAGUCCUGGCGGGAGAUGUACCUCCGACUUCACGACGCUCGAGAGCAGAGGCUGCUCAUGCUGGCGCGGAACAUAGGCUCAGCUCAUGCUAACAAACCUAAAGGUAGAGUGGCCAAAAUGGCCUUUGUGAACUCUACAGUGAAGCCCCCUCGGGAUGUACGGAGAAGACAAGAGAAGUUUGGAACUGGAGGUGCUCUUGUGCCAGAGAGAACCAAAAUAAAACCAGUCCUCUACACAUCUGGCAAAAGCCAUGCUCGCGUGAGCGAGGAGCGGUCCUAUGAUGGGCCCAGCACUAGCAGUGCCCAUUCUGUCCCAUCAUCAGGCAGCACCUUCUCAUCCUAUGACCCUAGGAAGCCACCAGUGAAGAAAAUUGCACCCAUGAUGGCAAAGACUAUCAAAGCUUUCAAAAACAGGUUCUCUAGGAGAUAGGUUGGAAGCACAGAGCUGGGAUUUUUCUCUUUCGUGGGGGAGUGGCACUGAUGGGGGAGAAGGUACCAAAACAGCCCAAGUCCUUUGAACUCUGCGGAGGCUGCAGCUGCUGGGAGAGACUUUGAUCUGCACAAAAUGACAGCACAGUAUUUUAUCUUUUAUUCUCAUCCCUUCUCCCUAACCUCCUGUUUCUGGCCUUGUCUUCUCUCUAAAGAAAGAUGUACAGGAUCUCCAGAUGUGAGAAAAUGUGAAGUCUUGGCACCUGCUGAGAGUAGAAAAUCCAGAGACUAUUUACUAUUUAACCUCUUAAUAAAUUAUGAAAUGGUUUUAAUUAAUUCUUCACCCCUCAAGCCCACUGGUACUAUUUAUGUCGCUUCCAGUAGUCUCCCCCCUCCCAGCCCAGCAGAAGGGCAGGCCCUGGCUGCACUGGCAGGAAUCUGUCCGAAUGGGAGAUGCUUCUCAAAGGAUCCUGUCCUUGUAGCCUGAUACCUGCUGGGCCCGGAGUCCCACCCGGACUCUGGGACAGGUGGCACUGGUUACCCUUCUGCUCAACAGUCCAUUGGCAAGCAGAUCAGGUCCUGAGGCUUUGCUCUCUAAUCGUGUAACUUAAUAAAAUCUUAGCUCUUGA
This is a messenger RNA of Centrocercus urophasianus (Greater sage-grouse), 3046 nucleotides long. RefSeq names its product elongin A (gene ELOA). Gene Ontology annotation, biological process: transcription elongation by RNA polymerase II. Gene Ontology annotation, molecular function: protein binding. Bases 79 to 2418 code for a protein of 779 amino acids. The record is from RefSeq and is a predicted model, not a curated record. Lineage: Eukaryota; Metazoa; Chordata; Aves; Galliformes; Phasianidae. Gene Ontology annotation, cellular component: nucleus; elongin complex. The transcript is spliced from 11 exons.